Spinacia oleracea (spinach) is the source of this 1621-nucleotide messenger RNA. Its product is annotated as probable ethanolamine kinase. Lineage: Eukaryota; Viridiplantae; Streptophyta; Magnoliopsida; Caryophyllales; Amaranthaceae. The transcript is spliced from 11 exons. Gene Ontology annotation, cellular component: cytoplasm. Gene Ontology annotation, biological process: phosphatidylethanolamine biosynthetic process. Bases 123 to 1256 code for a protein of 377 amino acids. Gene Ontology annotation, molecular function: ethanolamine kinase activity. The record is from RefSeq and is a predicted model, not a curated record.
AAAUCCCCACUCUAAAAACCUUUCAUAUACAAUUAUUUCCCGGUAACCAAACAGGCCCCAAACAAUUUCCGCCAUUGUUAAUCAAUCAUCUUCUCUCUCCAAUACAAUCGGAAAACGGAAGAAUGGGAGCAGCAAGUGUUUCGGACUCCAUGGCAGUAGUAGCAGGUGAAGCUCAAUCUAAUGGAAGUUUGGAGGUCCUCUCUUCUUCUCUCUCCGUUGAUACUUCUCUCGCUCUUCCCGCCAUGAAACCUCGCGUCAUAGAAUUAUGUAAGGAUAUAUUCGAGAAAUGGUCACAUUUGGAUGAUUCAUGCUUUUCUGUGGAAACUGUAGCUGGAGGGAUCACCAAUUUAUUGUUGAAGGUUAUGGUCAAGGAGGAGAAUGGCAAUGAGGUGUCAAUUACUGUUAGAUUGUAUGGGCCAAACACCGACUAUGUUGUCAAUCGGGCGAGGGAACUGCUGGCUAUUAGAUACCUCUCGGCUGCAGGAUUUGGGGCCAAAUUGCUUGCGCUUUUUGGGAAUGGCAUGGUUCAAUCUUUCAUCAAUGCACGGACUCUUACUCCACCUGACAUGAGGGAACCAAAGUUGGCAGCUGUAAUAGCUAGGGAGCUUAGGAAGUUUCAUGAAGUUGAAAUUCCUGGUUCUAAAGAGUCCCAGCUGUGGAUUGACUUGUCGAAGUUCUUUGAGAAAGCAUCAAAGCUCAAAUUUGAUGACAAACAGAAACAGGAGAAAUAUCAAACAAUCUCAUUUGAAGAACUUCAGAGUGAAGUUAGUGAACUUAAGGCCCUAACGGACCGUCUAGGUGCUCCGGUGGUAUUUUCUCACAAUGACCUGCUAUCAGGGAACUUAAUGCUGAAUGAAGAGGAAGGGAAGCUUUACAUAAUAGAUUUUGAGUAUGGAUCGUAUAACUACAGAGGUUUUGAUAUUGGUAAUCAUUUCAAUGAAUAUGCUGGAUAUGACUGCGAUUACAGCCUAUAUCCUAGCAAGGCUGAACAGUACCACUUCUUCAGGCACUACUUGUGCCCUGUGGCUCCACAAGAGGUACCCAACUGUGAUCUGGAAGCACUUUAUGUUGAGACAAAUUCUUUCAUGUUAGCUUCACAUUUGCUUUGGGCUUUAUGGGCUUUGAUUCAGGAAAAGAUGUCUCCUAUCGAUUUUGAUUAUCUGAGUUAUUUCUUCAUGCGGUUCAAUGAAUACAAAAGGCAGAAAGAAGGCGUCUUCUCUUCAGCAAUAUCUUUCCUUAGCAAGUCUCGGGAUUAGACUAUGUAUGGGUGAUGUAUUUUUAAUUUUCUGAGUUGGUAUUGACAGCUCUGUUUGUGUUUCAGGGAGAAGUUCCCGAUAAUUCUGCUUGCAGGUCACUCAGUAUUAAUGUAGUGCAGCAGCAGAAAGCCUCGAAUUCUCAGCUCUUACUGCUUUGUUGGCUAUUCUUUUCCAAAGUUGUUUUUUCUUGGUUUCCCCCAUCCGCAUCUCUCACCCUGUUUGAAGAUCUUUUAGCCAAGCAAAGAAACAAUGAAGGUAUUUUUCAAGCAGUUAGGGUGUAUAUGAGGCUGUAUGCUUUGGUCUUGUUUGUUGUAAAAUAUUAUAUUUUGAAGAUAAAUAAUAUAUUUGUUGGUCUUGUUGUAAAA